AUGGGACAGAUAACACAACAGUUAGCUUCAAACUCUCAAGCCCCGGGUACCCUACCUAGUGGUACGUUGACAAAUCCGCGGAAACAUAACACUGUUAAUGUUGUCACAACCCGAAGUGGAAAGUCAAUAGAGGAAAAUGAUAUAGAAAAAGAUGGAUUGAUAGAGGUGGAUUUAGAAAUCAAGGAAACAAAAAACCAAUAUGAAGAAGUAAUACCACCUCCUGUCAAGGAGAAAGAGAUUGUUCCUAAACCAGUAAUCACACUCCCUUACCCUCCAAGACAGAAAAAGAAAUAUCAACAUGAAAAGAAUUUUGAGAAGUUCUUGGAAAUGUUCAAAAAACUCGAAAUCAAUAUCCUUUUUUCUGAAGCAUUAGAACAAAUGCCAAUAUAUGCCAAGUUCAUGAAAGACAUAUUUUCCAAGAAACGUUCCACUGAUAUGGAACCGAUCAUCCUAACUGAAACAUGCAGUGCCAUUCUCCAAGGAGCGAGUGUAAGCUUGAUGCCAUUGUCCAUCUAUAAGAAAUUAGGCAUCGACUCUAUUCAAGAUACUCUAAUGACACUUCAGUUUGUGGAUCGCUCUGUGAGGCGAUCCUAUGGUAUUGUGGAAGAUGUUCUUGUAAAAAUUGACAAGUCUGUCUUCCUAGUUGACUUCGUCAUUCUGGAAAUGCCGGAAGAUGAGGAGAUUCCUCUCAUAUUGGGCAUACCUUUCUUGGAAACAGGACGGUGUAUCAUAGACAUUAAGGAAGGAACUAUGACCCUCAAGGUCAUGAAAAGUUAA
Messenger RNA from Lathyrus oleraceus (garden pea), 777 nucleotides. RefSeq lists its product as uncharacterized. Lineage: Eukaryota; Viridiplantae; Streptophyta; Magnoliopsida; Fabales; Fabaceae. The coding region runs from base 1 to 777 and encodes 258 amino acids. The record is from RefSeq and is a predicted model, not a curated record. The transcript has 2 exons.